Leguminivora glycinivorella is the source of this 1750-nucleotide messenger RNA. RefSeq names its product zinc transporter ZIP1-like. Gene Ontology annotation, biological process: zinc ion transmembrane transport. The record is from RefSeq and is a predicted model, not a curated record. Gene Ontology annotation, molecular function: zinc ion transmembrane transporter activity. Bases 216 to 1229 code for a protein of 337 amino acids. The transcript is spliced from 6 exons. NCBI's taxonomy places the organism in Eukaryota, Metazoa, Arthropoda, Insecta, Lepidoptera, Tortricidae. Gene Ontology annotation, cellular component: plasma membrane.
UCUAUUCCAGUCUCAAUCAAACUUGCGCCCAUCCCACGUGCAUAGUGAAUUCCUUGCACCGAGGCGGCGCAGACAAGGGACAUCUUUAUCAUAAAUAAUGAUGCUGUUAUCAAGCCGCCUACACCUACACAACACAGCGCACAGCUCAGUCGAGUCUCCGCGAUCGUCGCACGCGCAUUGUUGACAAGCGAAGCCAUCCGCGCGCCGACACCAUAAUGAACGUAACCAUGAACACUGACGUUAUAAUGACUUCCGAAGGCAUGGACGGCGUUUUGCGUGCGAAAAUAAUAACCAUGGUGACGCUGUUCAGUGUGUCCAUGCUGUUCGGAUGCUUGCCGAUGCUUCUUUCCCUGAGAUUUGACUGGUUCACGAAAAGCACCGGGGAUGUGCGGAAUUCUAAUCAGUUUGUGAUGGGGCUGCUGGCGUUUGGUGGUGGUGUGCUAUUUGCCACCACGUUUAUGCAUUUGCUGCCGGAGGUGGACUUAAAUAUACAGCUGCUUCAAGAGGCUGGUGAUCUCGCAGACUUACCGCUGUACCUGGCCGCCCUGAUAAUGUGCGGUGGAUUCUUCAUGAUGUAUCUAAUAGAAGAGCUAGUCCACGUCUACAUUAAUAGUAGAGAGAAUAAGACUGCGAAUACUAGCUUUACUAGAGUGCUUAGUAUUAGGAGAACGAAUGCUCCUGAAGGUGAAGAGCCUUUGAAGGAGGUGAGCGUCCCUAGUGGGCACGGGCACAGCCACGCGCCGCUGGUGUCCGGAGACGACGCCGUGGCGGUGACGCUGAGGGGGCUCCUGAUUGUGCUGGCGCUGUCCAUCCACGAGCUCUUCGAGGGGCUGGCUGUGGGGCUCGAGGCUUCCGCUGCUAAUGUAUGGUACAUGUUCGGCGCAGUCUCGGCUCACAAGUACAUCAUCGCCUUCUGCAUCGGUGUGGAGCUCAUAGCGGCUGGAACCAAGCGCUGGCUGUCUUUGGUCUACAUCUUCACGUUUUCCUUCGUCUCCGCGCUGGGUAUCGGAGUAGGGAUCUUGCUGGUCGGCGGAGCUGGCGCGGCUGAGGCUGGACUAUACUCGGUUAUACUGCAGGGCCUGGCCUGCGGUACGCUGCUGUACGUGGUGUUCUUCGAAGUAUGGCGGCAGGACCGCUCAGGGUUACUGCAGUUCAUCUGCUCCGUACUGGGCUUCGUUGUCAUGGUGUCACUUGAGCUGGUCGUGGAACUCUUCGUCGUUCCAGAUUAGCAGAAGAAUUGAAAUACCUUUUACCAGGAAGGAUGUGUGUGAUUCCAGUGUUUUUAAAUAUAAACCAGUAAUACUGAUUACAUUAGGUACUUCAGCUUCAAGUGUAAAAUGAACUCGGACUCAAAGGCUCAUUUAAACGGCAAACGAACUCGCAUGCGAUUUAAGAAGGUACAUUGCGAACUAUUGACGUUACAUCCAAUUCCAAAGACGACCGAUCAGAUGCCGCUUACAGUUUGGCAAAAAAGAGUAGGUAUAGAAAUUAAACAUCUUCGUGUCAUGCCUUUCUUAUCAAUAUGUGCGAGAAAACGAGACAAGACGAUGUUGCUACUUUUCAAUUUUAGUUUUUUGCCAGGGUUGUAGGCGAAUAUGCUCCUAUUCGGAAUUUCCCAGAAGGAUUUGACCACAUUGUCCUUAUCUAGGAAAAUUACAUUUUUUCCGUGCCUUCCCCUCUAUUUUGUUGGGGUGGUUUAGGUAUCUAGGUGCGUAAAGAUAUUAUAUAACGUAUCAUGUGAAUAGUAGGU